GUGGAAGAGACCGCCCCGUUACCCGCCGCUGCAUCCAAACUCGCCUUCACACUUGCUCUCAUUCACGCACACUUUUCCCACCGGGAUGCAGCCGCUCCAGCCGCCGCGCAGAGCCGCCGCGGAGCCCACACACAUGGCCGCAGCAUUAUGGAGAACAUUUGCAGUGUCGCUGUGGACAGUAACACUUGUUUCGAGCUCGAGGACCAGGAUUUAUCCGCCAAAUGAAGUGACCCUGCUGGAUACCAGGACAGUGCCAGGGGAGCUGAAAUGGGCAGCCAGUCCUUCAGAGGGAGGGUGGGAGGAAGUGAGCAUUAUGGAUGAGAAGAACAUCCCCAUCAGGACUUACCAGGUGUGCAACGUACUCGAGCCUAAUCAGAACAAUUGGUUGAGGACAGACUGGAUCCCUCGGUCCGGCGCUCAGCGAGUCUACGUUGAAGUCAAGUUCACUCUGAGAGACUGCAACAGCCUGCCAGGGGUCACUGGCACCUGCAAGGAGACAUUCAAUCUGUAUUACCACGAGUCAAACGAAGACAAAGAGAGCUACAUCAAAGAGAGCAGCUUCAUUAAGGUGGACACUGUAGCCGCAGAUGAGAGCUUCACCCAGGUGGACGUUGGAGACCGCAUCAUGAAAUUGAACACUGAGGUGCGAGACGUAAAAGUCACAACACGGAAAGGCUUCUACCUGGCCUUUCAGGAUGUGGGCGCCUGCAUCGCUUUGGUUUCUGUCCGAGUUUUCUACAAAACCUGCCCGCUCACCGUUCGGAACUUGGCAACCUUUCCAGACACCAUCACCGGCGCCGACACGUCCUCCCUAGUGGAGGUCAGAGGCUCCUGCGUCAACCGAUCGGAAGAAAAAGAUGUUCCUAAGAUGUACUGUGGUGCUGAUGGAGAGUGGUUGGUUCCUAUUGGUGGAUGUCUCUGCAACCCGGGAUAUGAGGAGAAGAGUGGUGCAUGUAAAGCGUGUCCAGCUGGUUUCUAUAAGGCCAAGUCCUCCGACCCCGGGUGCUCCAAGUGUCCUCCACACAGCCACUCACUCAGAGACGGGGCCAACGUGUGCGACUGCCACAUGGGAUUCUUCCGCGCUGAUUCUGACCCUCCCUCCAUGGCCUGCACCCAGCCGCCAUCAGCGCCGCAGCAGCUGAUCUCUGUGGUAAAUAAGACAUCAGUGGUCUUGGAGUGGGCGCCCCCCCGGCGGCUGGGAGGAAGGAGUGACACCAGCUACAGUCUGGAAUGCCUCAUCUGUCAAACCGGAGGCCACGGGCAAUACGCCCCCAGGAAUCGCAGCGUUCCCCAGCCUGAGGCCCAACAGGGCGGCGUGGGAAUGCAGUCGGACCAGGGGAUUGUCGGACCCGACGUCCAGCCGGGCAGGGGAGUCAUCCAGGGCCGGCCCGUCUCCGGCUCCAUCUCCAGCUCCCCGCUCUGCCUGCCCUGCGGCUCGGAUGUGCACUUCUCCCCGAGCCAGGCGGGCCUGCAGACCACCAGGGUGGUGGUGAGCGAGCUCCGGGCCCACACACGAUACACCUUCAUUGUCUACGCAUGCAACGGGGUCUCCCGGGCCAGUGGCGCAGGGGCUACACAGAGCGCGUCCGUCAGCGUCACCACCAAUCAAGCUGCUCCCUCUCCAAUCUCAUCCAUCCAAGUGACUGAUGUCACCAGGCACAGUUUGUCAUUGUCAUGGCAACAGCCGGACCGACCCAACGGGGUCAUCCUGGAAUACGAGGUCAAGUUCUAUGAAAAGGAUCAGAGAGAGAGUUCCUACCGCAUCAUGAGGACCUUUUUAAGGAGUGUGGAUGUCACGGGUCUCAACCCUCUCACCGUGUACGUGUUCCACGUGCGAGCUCGCACAGCUGCAGGAUACGGAGAGUACAGCGCCCCGUUUGAGUUCUCCACAAACUCAGAUCCCUUCCCUUUGAUUGGUGAAGGAGUGAACUCUGCCUUCCUGCUGCUGUCUGUCAGUGGAGUCGGACUUUUGCUGCUGAUAUCUGCAGGUGUCUUCAUCAUUAGCCGCAGGAGGAGCAAGUACAGCAAAACAAAGCAGGACUCAGAGGAAGAGAAACAUCUGAACCCAGGAGUCAAAAUCUAUGUGGACCCGUUUACCUACGAAGACCCAGAUCAGGCCAUUCACGAGUUUGCCAAGGAGAUCGAUGUUAGCAAUAUUCACAUCGAGAAGGUCAUUGGCAUGGGAGAGUUCGGGGAGGUGUGCAGUGGUCGGCUGCGGGUUCAGGGGAAGAGGGAGGUCUACGUGGCCAUCAAGAGUCUGAAGGCGGGCUACUCUGACAAACAGAGGAGGGACUUCCUGUCCGAGGCCUCCAUCAUGGGACAGUUCGACCACCCGAACAUCAUCAGACUGGAGGGAGUCGUCACAAGAUGCAAGCCAUUGAUGAUCAUCACAGAAUACAUGGAAAAUGGAUCCCUGGACGCAUUUCUUCGAAAACACGACGGCCAGUUCACCGUGAUCCAGCUGGUGGGAAUGCUGCGCGGCAUCGCCUCGGGUAUGAAGUACCUGUCAGACAUGAGCUACGUUCACAGAGACCUGGCGGCUCGGAACAUCCUGGUCAACAGCAACCUGGUGUGCAAAGUGUCCGACUUCGGCCUGAGCCGAGUUCUGGAGGACGACCCCGAAGCCGCCUACACCACAAGGGAGGCCACUGGGUCUUACCUUUCACCUGGAGGGAAGAUCCCCAUCAGAUGGACGGCCCCAGAAGCCAUCGCCUACAGGAAAUUCACCACAGCCAGUGACGUGUGGAGUUACGGCAUCGUCAUGUGGGAGGUGGUGUCAUACGGAGAGAGACCCUACUGGGACAUGAACAACCAGGAUGUGAUUAAAGCGAUAGAAGAGGGAUAUCGACUGCCGGCUCCCAUGGACUGUCCUGUCGUCCUGCACCAGCUCAUGUUGGACUGUUGGGAGCGAGAGCGGGCGGACAGACCCACCUUCAGCCAGAUACUCAACAUGCUGGACAAACUCAUCCGCAACCCCGGGACUCUGCGUCGCAUAGGGGGAGACAGACCCUCGGGCGCAAUGCUGGAGUCAGGGAUGGGCUCGGAAGUGUGUGUGUCAGUCGUACAGGAGGUGUGUGUGCCACAGUGGUCGAUGUGUGAGUGGCUGCAGUCCAUCGGGUUGGAGAGGUACAGAGACACGCUGGCAGCGGCGGGUUACACCAGCCUCGACAGCCUCCUGACUCUCACACAUCAGGAGAUGGACAGACUUGGAAUAAUCACACCGUCACACCACGACAUACUCAUCGCGGGUGUGCAGCAAGAAAUUUUGUCUCAAAUGCAACACAUGCAACACUCGAUGGUUCCGGUCUGAGCCGGCGAACAGAUACGAACCUGUUUCCAGAAGAGUCUCAUUUACCUCAUCUGUGCACUUUAGAGGAACAUUUCACCGGUGGAAACACAAGGAGUGGAUGAAAGGAAAACGUAGAGCGAGAAGAGGUUGAAGAGGAAGGCGAAGAGAGAAAAGCAGCACUUUUUGCAAACUUCCAUCCCGUGGGGUUUUCUAUGAACUUUGACCUGGAUGCGGCCCCGGAGCGCGUCGAGCCUCUGAGAGCUCAGACCGAUGCCCGGUCCUUCUUUCCAGCUGUUUUUCUUUGUUUCCUUGUUUGUUCGGUGAAGGCUGACGUGUGCAUUAGCAGAAUGGCUUCCAAAACCUUUUCUCUUUUUUUUUUCCCUUUUGCUGCUUGACUUGAAUUAAGUGUAUUUUUUGUUGCCUGUGUGUGUGUGUGUGUGUGUGUGUGUGUGUGUGUGUGUGUGUGUGUGUGUGUGUGUGUGUGUGUGUGUGUGUGUGUGUGUGUGUGUGUGUGUGGGUGCAUGAGUACUCCACAGUGAGUGCAUUAUCUGUUAUCUUUAAGUAUUUUCAAUAUGCAAAGUUAGGGUUACAGUGGGAGGAGCUGAACAGAAUGUACCAUUACAAGCUCUUACUGGUUUCAUACUGAAGGACUGUGCUAACAACCUGGAUCAUUUGCUUGUUUCUUUUUUUAUUAUUAUUAUUAUUCCUUUUCUUAUUUUGAAUUAGACAUUUAGAUUCAAAUGUCAUUCAUCUGUGUCUGUACAUAUGUCUCUCAUUUGAUGUUGCGAAUUAGCUACUUGAAACAUUUUGUUAAUUUAUUGUCCUUUUUAUCUAGUUUGUACGAUGUAAAAUAGAAACACUGAGGAAAAAUUGUAACGAGUGCCAUAAUUGCAUUGCAAUAAAUGCCCAACCUA
This is a messenger RNA of Cololabis saira (Pacific saury), 4203 nucleotides long. Its product is annotated as ephrin type-A receptor 4-A-like. Gene Ontology annotation, molecular function: ATP binding; protein binding; transmembrane-ephrin receptor activity. The record is from RefSeq and is a predicted model, not a curated record. Lineage: Eukaryota; Metazoa; Chordata; Actinopteri; Beloniformes; Belonidae. Gene Ontology annotation, cellular component: neuron projection; plasma membrane. Gene Ontology annotation, biological process: cell surface receptor protein tyrosine kinase signaling pathway; axon guidance; protein phosphorylation. The transcript is spliced from 19 exons. The coding region runs from base 86 to 3310 and encodes 1074 amino acids.